GAACUAUGGUCACAAUUACUAUUUGUAGCUUGCUGUUUAGUUAGACAAUUAUGCAGGAUUUAAACCUUCAGUCAGAGAUUUGACACACCAAUUAGGUGUCAAAUACAUGUAAUCUCUUCUGUCAGUGGUUUGUUUAGACUAACCUAACUGAAUGUUAAAUUUCAGGAAAUGUUUAAAACAGUGAGGACCUACUUCCUGAUCUUUCUUGGAUUCUUUAAAAUCAGUGCCUGGACAGUGGAUGCAUUGUUUCCUUCUUACCGUAAAGAGGAACCAGAGGACAGGGAUGAAACUUCAUCAGAAAACAAAGAUAUCUUGAAUGUUCAAGAAAAGGAAACUGACAGAUGCAAUGUUAGAAAUCAACUGAUAGAAACAGAUUCAGAAAAGCCUUUCAACAUGUCAAGAACAGACCUGUCUGGAAUGGCAGAAUUUUACAACACAAGAGAAGAAGGCACUGAUCCAGAGGUAGAACAAGGAAUAAAAACAGUGGAUGAUGGGGAAAGCGUGUGUUUAGAUAAAGAUUUGGAUGUAUUUUAUGUCGACUUAUUAGAUGAUGAGGAAGAUGAGACUGCUUUACAUGUGGGUCAGGAAAAGGAAUACGAGAUAUCCUUCUCUGUGGAGUUACCCAGCCAGACAGAGGACUCCUACAGACAGACAGGCAGACACAAACAGGACAACAGUUUUAUCAUUCUAACAUCCUUGGAAGAAGAAAAGUUACUCAAUCAAAAGGAGAGCACUAUAUCGUCAGGGUCUGUUACGGUCUCAAGUUAUCAGCAGCACACCUAUCGCAAUCUGUUAAACAGGGUUGAGGAGGAGAGACAGAGAAAAGUGUUCUGUGAGUCCGACUUUAAUCAGUUUGACAGCUACACUAGUUUAUUUUCUUAUGACAGUCUUGGCUAUGCAGGUUUUCAAUUGAAAGAUGUUCAAGAAAAUUUAAACAUGAAAAGAGAAUUUCAUUUUUCGGAGAAAGUCAACUGCUGGGAGGAAGGUCCUUUACAUGAAACGUCAGAACAUAAAUCAAUUAAUGUGAACUUAGUUGUUGAAGACAUUACUGAAAGAUUUAAAUUUGUAGAGCCAAAAAGUAAACUCUCACCCAAAAAGUUGAAUGGAAAAGUUAGUUUUGAAGAUAAAUUUCAACAUGAUGUCAAAAAAGAAUUAGAACCAUUUUUGUGUACUAUGCUUUGUGCUUUUCUUCUGAAUCUAAGUGUAAUAGCUGCAGUCUUUACACAGUCUGAAGAUAAAGAUCUUGUAUCUCAAGUUGAGAAGAAAAAAAGGAAGUUGAACACAUCUAGAAGAGAGAAACGACAAAGGCAGAGACUUCUACGAGAAAUCAUCAACUGGCAGAUAAGUCUUAGAAGAAAUACAACUGUUAUGUAUGAUUUCCAAACCCAGAAUAUUUACCCAUCCAGAAAUGGAAACAUAAGACUACAUGAAAUUGCUAAUGAAGGCUUGGAAGGUGGUCAAGCUGAGAAUGGGAUUGUACAAAGUCGACCUGCAGAAGCGAUUCCAAGCAUAGGCGAACAGCAGAAUGGAUUACCCAAUGGCAACUCUGCAACAUUUCCCAGGUACGUAUCGGAAAGAAAUCAAACUGGGAAUAUGGACGCCAGUAGGCACUUCUACUCCAAUCCAGCAGUGGGGACAGAGAGACCUCAGGUUGACCCCCUCACCAGGUCCCUACCAGCUAUUCACACAGUGGGGCCCCAUAUGGGGGGUUUGUCUGCCAAUGAGGCCCUCCCAGGGAUAGAAGAGAGUGAGGGCUCCAGACCACUAAGCACAGAGAACAAUGCUGUACCUCCAACAGAGGAGAAAGAGUCGCAGAGAAUAACAGCGACAGAGGAGGCAGUAUCUACCCCCUCCCAGCCCUCAGUACCCCCUGAGGCAGACGGCCUAUCAAUGACGUCAACAUCUACCCCCUCCCACCCUUCAGUUCCCCCUGAAGCAGACGGCCAAUCAAUGAUGUCGACAGAGACCCUCAGUAGCUUCUUCAGCAGUGUCUCCCUGUCGUCUGUUGAGGAAGACGAGGCGUUCCGAUACGAGUGGAUCAGACUGAAGACGUUCUCCAGCUGGCCCCUGACGUCACUGUUCUCCACCGCCAUGGCUCGUGGUGGGUGGGUGGCCCUGGGGGAGGGGGACAAGGCCAGGUGUUACAGCUGCCAUGUUGUCCACCAGGGAUGGAGGAUCGGGGACAAUCCGUUAGAUUUCCACGAUAGACACUGCAGAUUUUUACAAAGUGUGUCAGAUAAUGUCCCCAUUAUUCGGGAGGAGCCUGCCCCUACCCUGAGGACAGUAGAGAGGGACCGUGAGAGACCCCCCGAGAGCUGUGAGGUAGCACCCCAGGGGAACAUGACAGGACAGUUACCCCGGCCCGAGGAGGAGAGAAACGUUGUGAUGAAUAUGAUGUCUAAAGACGUCGGCGAACCUUUCCAGGAAGAGAGGGGGAACCUUGUAGCCGUGAGCAGUAACCCUGGCAACGUAACAACUAACCUAGAGAUGUCGGAGAGACCUCCUGUUUACAAUUCAUCAUACACCUCCAGACCUACCCACCAGCUAGUCACAGCUGUGGAAUCUAACCCCAUACUGAAGCACAGCCCCUCCAAUCCCCAGGGUCACUCCACUGCUGGUCCCCCACCCCUGCCCCCCGGCAGAGAGGCCCAGUUAGAGGCACUCCGGAGGGACCCGAUGGGGAUUAACUUCGACCGCCCUAAGUACCCGUCCUACGCCAUUCUGGCUGUACGGAUCAGCUCCUUCACUGAUUGGCCGACAGCCAUGACGCAGACACCACGAGACAUGGCCCUGGCAGGGUUCUUUUAUGCUGGAUACGGCGACUACACACGCUGCUUUUUCUGUGGAGGGGGACUAAGGAACUGGGAGGCUGGGGACGACCCCUGGGUUGAGCAUGCUCGCUGGUUCAGUAAGUGUGCGUUUGUGAGACAGAAUCGUGGACAGCAGUUUAUCGAUCUUGUACUGAGACGUGCUGCUGAGAUGGAGGAACAGAGAUCACAGGAUGAUGCUGGAAACUCGCAGACAAACCCACAGACAAAUACAAAUACUAGUGAUGCAGCCCAGACCCUUGCUAAGGAGGAGAAGAUCAUGAAGUCGGCAGCCGUUAUAAGCAUCAAAGACAUGGGGUACGGCGAGGAGAUAAUUAAAACAGCCAUCACUACCAUCAAGAGCAGGCUUCCCAGAGGUAAACACAAGGUAUCUGCUCAAGAAAUCUUGGAGGUCAUAUUUGAAUUAGCAGACAACCAGAGAGCAUCAGAAAAUUCCAGCAGCCAAUCAGAAUCACAGAGAUAUGUUGACCAAUCAGAAUCCUCCUCCACUCCUGCUGUCCAAUCAGGAGCUAUCACAGAGAAUGUCACAAAUAAUGUCAGCCAAUCAAAUUCCACUAGAGAUAAAACUGACCAAUCAACAAGUGAGGAGGCUGCAGCCACAGGAACUUCAAAUGCAGCUGAAGUUGGCACUGGAGAAAGUAUUUCCAAUUUUUUAUCUAACCCUACUUAUGAUGAGCUGACGUCCCUGAGACAGGAGAACACAAGUCUUAAGGACCAGAUCGUGUGUAAGAUCUGUAUGGAGAAGAACGUGUCCAUUGCCUUCCUGCCGUGUGGUCACCUGGCCUGCUGUGCUGAUUGUGCUCCAGCCAUGAGGAAGUGUCCCAUCUGUAGGGAGUUUGUCAGGGGAACUGUCAAAACCUACCUGGUGUAAAUGUUAGGAGGGAGUUUGUCAGGGGCACUGUCAAAACCUAUCUUAUAUAAACUUUCAGAAGUCUGGGAGAUUUCAAAAGGGGUCCUCUCAAAUUUUUUUUUUAGGUCACCUAGUCAAUCGGGUGACCUAUUGCUAUCUGUUUCCAGCCGUCAGUGUGUAGCACCAUGAACCAUGCUUUGCUGUGUAUUUUGCAUCAGACCAAAACUUUAGACAUUUUCAGCUACUCAUCUUUCCCAAGGGCUUUGCAAAGAAUUCAUGUUCAGCUUUUUGGGACAGAGGGAAUGUAAGGUGAUGGUGAUGAUUUUUGAGUUAGGUAUAACAAAAUUAGGGAAAAAUUUAAAAUAGGAGAAAAAAAUAACACAGUUAUACAAGACAGGUUAUGUCACCUUCAGAAAAAAAGUGAGUCCAUCAUAUCCUUCAAGCUACCAUUUUGCUCCAGUUAGAGGUUAAUAUUAAUUGUUUGUGUCUCUUCCCAUAUACUGAUACUGUUUUUAUGUGAACAAAUACCGUAUAUCGGGGAUGUGUUAUUAAAACAA
Messenger RNA from Saccostrea cuccullata (small rock oyster), 4235 nucleotides. RefSeq lists its product as uncharacterized. Gene Ontology annotation, cellular component: nucleus; cytoplasm. The transcript is spliced from 11 exons. Lineage: Eukaryota; Metazoa; Mollusca; Bivalvia; Ostreida; Ostreidae. The coding region runs from base 169 to 3699 and encodes 1176 amino acids. The record is from RefSeq and is a predicted model, not a curated record.